CAUUCUCUGAAUUGUAAGCAAGGAGGAGGAGAAGAAAACUGUGUCGAUCCGUAAAGCAACUUAGCAUCAGAGAAACCAUGUCGAUCCCUGAAACAACUUAGCGUCAGAGAAAAACGGUUUGUAGAUAUGGGGAAUUGCUGGGGUGCUCAAGCUAAUGCUAAAGCUCAAGUUAACAACCGUAGCCCAAGCACAACCAGACACUCUACCCCAGUUACAUCAUAUAACAACAGCAGCAACGAAGGUGGGCUUUCAAGCAGCACAACUACAACUACAACUAGCCACAGUCGAUUCUCGGCGAGUGGAAGCCUUGAUGAGGCGUUCCCAACAGGUCACAUCCUGCCCACCCCAAACUUGAAGAUCUUCAAUUACGCGGAGCUCAAAUUGGCCACCAGAAACUUCAAACCUGAUAUGUUACUCGGCGAGGGUGGUUUCGGGAAAGUCUUCAAAGGUUGGCUCGAUGAGAAGACUUUCUCGUCUUCGAAGAUCGGUAGUGGUAUGACUGUUGCAGUAAAAAAAUUGAAUCCAGAAAGCAUGCAAGGAUUGGAAGAAUGGCAGUCGGAGGUGAAUUUCUUGGGGAGGCUUUCUCAUCCGAACCUUGUAAAGCUCUUGGGUUACUGCAUUGAGGAUAAAGAACUUUUACUUGUGUAUGAGUUUAUGCAAAAGGGAAGCUUGGAGAACCAUCUUUUCAGAAGGAGUUCAGCUGUUGAGCCUCUUUCUUGGAGUAUACGGCUUAAGAUAGUAAUAGGGGCUGCUCGAGGCCUGGUUUUCUUGCACACUUCGGAUAGGCAAGUCAUUUACAGGGACUUCAAGGCCUCGAAUAUACUACUCGAUGGGAAUUACAAUGCUAAACUAUCAGACUUCGGAUUGGCGAAAUGUGGGCCUUUGGCCGGUGACUCACACGUUACAACACGAGUUAUGGGCACUUACGGCUAUGCUGCACCUGAGUAUGUUGCCACAGGGCAUCUUUAUGUUAAGAGUGAUGUCUAUGGAUUUGGGGUGGUGCUGCUUGAGAUGCUAACGGGCCUACGAGCACUCGACACGAACCGUCCUAGUGGGCAACAUAAUUUGACUGAGUGGGCAAAGCCAUAUCUAUAUGACAGAAGAAAGUUAAAAACCAUAAUGGAUGCUCGGUUGGAAAAGCAAUAUCCCAUGAAAGGUGCAUUACUAGCUGCAAAACUUGCUCUGAAUUGUCUUGAAGCUGAACCUAAAAGUCGUCCAGCAAUGCAACAAGUUUUAGAGACUUUAGAACAAAUAGAAGCCAUUAAAGAGAAUAAACCCAGCAGGGAUCAAUCCAGAACCACUACUACUAGAUAUCGUCCUCCUGAUCAUCAUUCUACUGGAUAUCACCAUGGCCAACUUCCUCAACCUCCACAGCAUCAUCGUUCACCCACGCAUCACCACCCAAAGCUCCAUGAUGGCAUCGGCAGAGGAGGAGUUCCUACACAUAUCAGCACAAUCAGAUGAAUGAUCUCCAGCUGCUGCUCAUGUAUUCAUCUCAGAAAUUGUUUCUAUUAUAUUAAUAGGGUCCCAAAUUUUUUUCUAAUUGUAGUUAGAUAGCAAAUGGUCUUCUCAAGUGUGAUUAUGACUUCAUGGUGGUGAGAAUGUAUUACAUGGUUGAUUGCAUCACAAAAUUAAGGGAAUUAUUUUUUGAACA
Telopea speciosissima is the source of this 1654-nucleotide messenger RNA. Its product is annotated as probable serine/threonine-protein kinase PIX13. NCBI's taxonomy places the organism in Eukaryota, Viridiplantae, Streptophyta, Magnoliopsida, Proteales, Proteaceae. Gene Ontology annotation, molecular function: ATP binding; protein kinase activity. The transcript has 6 exons. The record is from RefSeq and is a predicted model, not a curated record. Bases 127 to 1464 code for a protein of 445 amino acids. Gene Ontology annotation, biological process: protein phosphorylation.